This is a messenger RNA of Rattus rattus (black rat), 1077 nucleotides long. RefSeq names its product leukotriene B4 receptor 2 (gene Ltb4r2). Gene Ontology annotation, molecular function: G protein-coupled peptide receptor activity; leukotriene B4 receptor activity. The record is from RefSeq and is a predicted model, not a curated record. The coding region runs from base 1 to 1077 and encodes 358 amino acids. NCBI's taxonomy places the organism in Eukaryota, Metazoa, Chordata, Mammalia, Rodentia, Muridae. Gene Ontology annotation, biological process: inflammatory response; neuropeptide signaling pathway. Gene Ontology annotation, cellular component: membrane. The transcript has a single exon.
AUGUCUGUCUGCUACCGUCCGCCUGGGAAUGAGACGCUGCUGAGUUGGAAGGGCUCGCGGGCCACCGGCACUGCCUUUCUCCUGCUGGCGGCGUUGCUGGGACUGCCAGGCAAUGGCUUCGUAGUGUGGAGCUUGGCGGGCUGGCGGCCCACCGCCGGGCGGCCACUAGCAGCCACACUUGUGCUGCAUCUGGCGCUAGCCGACGGCGCGGUGCUGCUGCUCACGCCGCUCUUUGUGGCCUUCCUGAGCCGACAGGCUUGGCCCCUGGGCCAGGUGGGCUGCAAGGCAGUGUACUACGUGUGCGCGCUCAGCAUGUACGCCAGCGUGCUGCUCACCGGCCUGCUCAGCCUGCAGCGCUGUCUAGCGGUCACUCGGCCUUUCCUGGCUCCCCGACUUCGCAGCCCGGCCCUGGCCCGCCGCCUGCUGCUGGGGGUCUGGCUGGCCGCCCUGGUGCUCGCCGUCCCGGCCGCGGUCUACCGCCACCUCUGGGGUGAUCGCGUGUGUCAAUUGUGCCACCCAUCGGCCGUGCACGCUGCAGCUCAUCUGAGCCUGGAGACCCUGACUGCCUUCGUCCUGCCUUUUGGGACCGUGCUCGGCUGCUACGGCGUGACGCUGGCGCGGUUGCGGGGAGCGCGCUGGGGCUCGGGGCGACAAGGCACGCGGGUGGGUCGUCUGGUGAGCGCCAUCGUACUGGCCUUUGGCUUGCUCUGGGCCCCCUACCACGCGGUCAAUCUCCUACAGGCCGUGGCCGCGCUCGCUCCGCCGGAAGGACCCCUAGCCAGGCUCGGUGGGGCGGGCCAGGCAGCGCGCGCUGGAACUACAGCCUUGGCUUUCUUUAGUUCCAGCGUCAACCCGGUGCUCUACGUCUUUACUGCGGGUGAUUUACUGCCGCGGGCGGGGCCUCGGUUCCUCACUCGACUCUUCGAAGGCUCUGGGGAGGCCCGAGUAGGCAGCCGCUCUAGGGAGGGUACCAUGGAGCUCCGAACUACUCCUAGGCUGAAAGUAGUGGGUCAGGGCAGGGGCUAUGGAGACCCUGGAGGUGGGGGCAGGAUGGAGAAAGACAGUCAGGAAUGGUAG